Molecule: messenger RNA, 1542 nt
Organism: Bipolaris zeicola 26-R-13
Lineage: Eukaryota; Fungi; Ascomycota; Dothideomycetes; Pleosporales; Pleosporaceae
Product: glycoside hydrolase family 125 protein
Exons: 1
Coding region: 1-1542 (513 amino acids)
Biological process (GO): carbohydrate metabolic process
Source: RefSeq, a predicted model, not a curated record
AUGCGCAACAAAGUGCUACUCGGUGUGCUUUCCAGCGUGCCUCUGCUAGUCUCAGCACAAUGCCCAGAAUACAGCGACUACGCGAAAGUGGUACAUGAGCCGCUAAGCUCAGGCAAGUACCGUCUUGCCUACCAACGGCCGUCAGAAGAGUGCCGCACCUUCAAAUCCCAAGGCCUUGAAGACCUCAUCACCCGCAUGAAGGACGUCAUCAAGGAUCCGGAUCUAUACCGCCUUUUCCAGAAUGCAUAUCCCAAUACGCUCGACACGGCCAUCAAAUGGAAGGGAUAUGCUGCUGAUAAUGCAGAAGAAGAAUUGACUUUUGUCAUUACUGGAGACAUCAAUGCAAUGUGGUUACGCGACUCAUCGAAUCAGAUGCAGAGCUACCUGCCACUGCUGAACGCGAGUAGCGAUGCCAAUUCCAUUGCAAGUCUAUACCGCGGUGUCAUCAACUUGCAGGCGCGGUACCUGCUCACAUCUCCAUAUUGCAACUCAUUUCAGGCACCCACCGAAAGCGGUAUCCCUCCAGCCACCAACGACUACGCGAAUACAGAUCAGGUCCACCCUACAUACUCUAACCAGAGUGUAUUCGAAUGCAAGUAUGAGCUGGACUCGCUCGCGGCGUUCUUGCAGAUAUCCGCCGAUUACUACCAGGCAACAGGAGACGUUGAAUUCUUUGGGAAAUUCAAGUGGGCACAGGCUGUUGAAGCCGUUCUCAACGUAGCAGAUGAUAUGACGCUCCCUACAUAUGGUGCGGACGGAGCUGUUUUGGAUAGCCCAUAUACAUUUGAGCGCUCAAACGUACUAGCUACCGAGACGUUUUCCAACUAUGGAAUCGGAAAUCCAGUCGCCAAUGGUACAGGCUUGAUUCGAAGUGGAUUCAGGCCUAGUGACGAUUCUACCAUCUACCAACUCUUUAUUCCUGCCAACAUGAUGUUUAGCUCAUUCCUGGCGCCGACUGCUGAGAUUAUGGGAAAGUUGAAUGGCACCAACACCAAAGCGCUUGCGCAGAGAAUGUCUGCACUCUCAGAGUCACUGCGCAAUAGCAUUGAAAAGCAUGCGACAGUUGAUCAUCCGACUUUCGGCAAAAUCUACGCGUUUGAGGUUGACGGGUAUGGCGGACGCACCAUCAUGGACGACGCCAACAUUCCGGGCCUUCUCUCUGCGCCCUUUUACAAGUACCCGGUCAAUAACGAGACGUAUGCCAACACGCGCAACUUGGUUCUCAGCGCAACAAACCCCUAUUACAUGAGGGGGCCUGUUAUCAACGCAAUUGGCGGACCACAUGUAGGAUUGGGUAAGGCGUGGCCUAUGGCAUCCAUUGUACGAAUCCUAACGAGUAAUGACGAUGCUGAGAUUGUGAACGAGUUGAGGCAAAUCGUUAGCAGCACUGACGGGUUGGGCCUCAUUCAUGAAAGCGUAAACUCGUUCAACGCGAGUGAUUGGUCAAGGCAAUGGUUCUCGUGGGCGAACGGGCUUUAUGGGCAGAUGCUUUUGGAUCUUGAAGAUCGCAAGCCGGCAUUGCUGGAGACGAGUUUCCAGUAA